Messenger RNA from Paramecium tetraurelia, 444 nucleotides. RefSeq lists its product as uncharacterized. The record is from RefSeq and is a predicted model, not a curated record. The transcript has 2 exons. NCBI's taxonomy places the organism in Eukaryota, Ciliophora, Oligohymenophorea, Peniculida, Parameciidae.
AUGAGCAAAGUUGUCAUAAUUAAAUAGAAAAUGUAAUAGAAAUCAGGAGCAAAAUCAACUUCUGGUGGUGUUAAAUCACUAGAUGAUAGUGUGACAAAAAAAUAAGUUUAAACUUUGGAUUUUACAAAUAAGAAUUUAGUUUAAGUCUAAACUAAUUAAAAUCAGAAAUAAAUGACUUAAGAAUAGAAAUAUGAACUCAGAAAAUAAUUUGUGCAAAGUUAGGGUGUUUAUUUAAAGCAUCUCAUUACAAUUUGUGAUAAUUUCAGCACAGGGCUGGGCUGGGCUUUUGAGGAUACCAGUUAUGAAGAAGAGUAAAAAAGAAUGGUGCUCCUGAGAUUGCUCAUUAAGCUUUAAGGGAAGGAAUAAUAAAAUAUUAAUGUUGCUUUAAUGGAUACAGCUGAUAGAAUGCAAAACAAUGAAUCAUCAAUAAGACAAUUACCAUGA